Drosophila rhopaloa is the source of this 2061-nucleotide messenger RNA. RefSeq lists its product as uncharacterized. Lineage: Eukaryota; Metazoa; Arthropoda; Insecta; Diptera; Drosophilidae. Gene Ontology annotation, cellular component: nucleus. The record is from RefSeq and is a predicted model, not a curated record. Gene Ontology annotation, molecular function: nucleosome binding; DNA binding.
ACCAAAAAUGGUCAUUCAGCGAAGUUGGAAAAUUCCCACCGAUGUGGGGGGUUCCUUAAACACUAACAACACAUCAGCGAACGAAGUGCAGCAGCGUUCUUCUCCGGGCAUGCAACUGCAGGCAGCAAACUCCUCCUCAGAUGACUCCGACUGCUCCAAUCAAACCACUCAUUCGAUGGACACUCGGGUGGCCAGUCCAGUGGAGGGGAGAAAACCGGCGGACAAGGAUGCGACUGCAGAAAACAACACAAUCACGUUGUCGCUGCUGGGCGAGUCCACAUCCUCGGAUGCGGAGUCCUCGCAGAAAUAUGUUACCACUCCAGAAAUGGCGGAGAACAUGUUGCAACGCAUUCGCCAACGACUCGGUGGUUCACACAACACGGAAAGUGGCGGCAGUGCGGAGUCGGCCAUGAGAGCUCUGGAACUUCUGAGGAUUAGUGUACAGCAAACCUUCGAUGCGGAGGUCAAUGAGAUAAUCAAACGUUAUAUGCAAAACUUCUUUAAGCCCGCCUUUGGCAAUAUCAAGGAGAAUCUUGGUCAGCAUUCGGUGAAUGAGGAAACGCUGCAGAAGAUGUCAUCAUGUGCUUUGUUGGAGAAUGCCAAGGCUCAGUACACGAACUUUGUGCGCCAGCAUCGCUUGGUGCCUGGAGCCUCAGAACAGCAGCGCUUGGCACUCAAACGCACAGCCAAGCAGGAGAUUAACCCAAUUAACAAAGUAUUUGCUGGAAACACCGGCUUUGUGGCCACCAAACCCAUGCCCUGCACGGCGACCACGGCCAACCAGUUGCCAAUCCAGAACCAACAACCUGCUGCACAAAUUUUGCCACCUCAACAACCGGAGUUGCAAACAGUUCAGCCUCUGCAGCAACAGCAGGAACCAAAUCAGGCACAAAACCAACAGCAACAGCAGCAUCGCUCAACGGUGACUCCGCUGGUGGGUGGAACCCUGCCCACUCCCGUGCGCAGGCAGAUAUUUUGGAACACAGCACAGAUCUCGACCACCACCAAGUUCGUGCUGGAUGUGCAGGCCAAUCUGGCCUUUGGCUUUGGCACCGACGGCAAGGAGCGAUUGGCCAGCAAGCACCCGGAAUUGAUACGAUAUCUGCCAGAUGGUGAGGACAGGGAGUGGCUGGCCACUCGAGGCAUUAUUCCCGCCGAGAAUCGCAGUUCUCGGUUCCUAUUUCUUAUCCACGAUGAAGUCUGCCGGCUGCAGCAGACCCAUGAACUGUAUCGCCACAAAACCAACAUUGAUCUCAGCAUGAUGCUUACUUUUAGUGUCACUGAUGCCAUGAUACACAAAAUGAGGCUAUUCUUUGUUGAUCUGAAUAUCAAGAGCCGUGGGCUUAUAACCAACUCGUACAUUAUGCCCAGCCAGCAGCAAUCGGGAAAUGCCAACAACAGUCAUUUGAGAAAUGCCCUGCUCCAGGGCGCUUCAGGUCAGCAACAACAGCAGCAACAGCCGCAGCAACAACAGGUAGCCACGCCGCCGGCUGAAGAAGUGGUGCUUAAAGAACUGCCGGCUGCAUCGCCAACUCCUUGCCUGCAGGGUCAAGUGGUGGGCAGUACCACAACGCCGCUAAAGACCAAGCUGGUUGCCAGUUCCACGCUUAGUUCCUCGCAUGCCACACUUACGGCGCUACUGAACAACGGAGGAGCUGUUGUGGGAGCAGCUCCUCCAGGAAAUUCUGCUCCCAACACCAUCGGAAAAUUUAGAAAUUAAGACGAGUCAAUUAGAUUUGGUUAUUUUGCCAAGGAGUUACCAACUAAAACUGCUUUAUUCUAUAUAUUUUAAAUCAAAAACUUGUAACACACUUUUGUUUCUUUAAAUUUUGUUUUAUGCUGCGUUAGCACGAAUAGCAUUAAUAAAUGAUUGAAGUUUAAAUAAGGUAUCCUUAAAUUUUUUUAAUUAAUUUUUUAUAACCCGUAGAAUGUCAAAAAUUGUUUGCCUAAAUUGUUGACUUGUAGGUUGUUUAUUCGUAUAUGCCACCUAAACCCUCCCACAAUCAUAGACAAUUUCAAAUAAAUAUUUGAUGUUUAUUGAAACUCAAUUUGAUAUACAUA